GAUUAAUCCAAGUAACCGGAAGCUCUGUGUUCUGAUGCAAGCUACACUACCCAAGCGUGCGAAGUUCUCGACUUAUCAACACAGCUGAUAUUUUCUAAUACAUUUUAUUCUUCAUCUACAAAAAUAGUGUAUUAAGUGAUUUGAACGAUGGCGGAUGAAGACCUCGUAAGAUUAUUGGAUUUUAAUAUUUAAAAUUUUUUCUGUCAGAAUGCUGGACUGAGUCUUGCCGGCUUGUCAAACACAAAUCUCAGUUCAGUUAUGAAUUUUUUAGUAUGAACCUCAAAACCACUUUUUCCACUCUUGAGUUUUCCUCCACAUUUCGUGACCGUUAUUUUGCUUUUAUCUUUACCCUUAUAAAUUUAUUUUAAAAUGAGAUAAAAAUAUAAUAUUUACAGUGAACAGAGUUAAAUAUGAAUUCUAAAUAUGUCAUUUAUAACAUCGAAAUUGUGUGGAUCAUAGCCGUGCCGUAUGUUAGGCACUUCGGUAAGGCAAGAGAGGCUACCUCAUAAUACACAUGGGAAAAAUGGGGAUCGGCGCAGAAGAAUCAGAGUUUUAAAUUUUUGAACGUUGGUGCUUUUCAUUGAUGACAGGACUAUUCUGUCAUAAAAUAAUGUUGACAGUAGUGGACAUCUUAACCUACAUUUCCAUCAUAAUGUUUUGCCUUUUCUAUAACCCCAAUAUUAGAAAUCCAUAGGUAUAUAGGCCUAUAAGGCAUCUUUCCCAACAAAAUUUGUAUGAAGUUCAAAUUAUGCCUUUAAUAUUAAUUAUUCAUCUGUAAAAUAUAAAUACAUAUGAAAUAUUCAAUUAUUACCACGGUAAUCACAUCAAAACAUUUGAUAACUUGUAUUUUAGAGUGAAAUUAGAAGGCAAGGGAUUUAAAUAAGAAUUUUUUAAUUCGAAGUGUCUACACGUCCGGCGCGCCGGACAAAUAGUGCGCGAGAUAUACGUCCGUAUGUCACGUAACCGCCAGACGGCUAGUAGUUGUUAUCAUUCUGAAUGAAGUGCAAUUUGGCAGAUAUUGUGUGGUCUUGUGGUAGAGUGGUCGCUUGAAGUUAUUAUGAUUUGAGGAUCAAUACCUGGUAUAGGAUCGUGUUUUUUUUCCCCAUUUUAAUUUAAAAUAUUUUAUACUAUAUUUAUAUUAUCACGUUCAUCAGCAAUAGUAGUUUCAUGAGAGGUUUUUAAAUAUCUUGUAGCAAUUGAAACAAUUUAAAAUGAAAUCUUUUACUUUUAUUGGUUGCCUACUCCAUACUGGCCCCUAAUUUAUUUUAUGGAUUACUGGUACACAAACUCAAAUAACAAACUAAACAAAAAUGUUUACAAGCCACUUUCACUUGAGUUUUUUUCUAUUAUUUGCAUUCAAGAUACUCAGUACAUUACUUGGUAGAGAAAUAGAUUUUAAAAUUAACAAUAGUUUUGAAUCAUUCGCAGUCACGUGACAAGGCUGACCGACAAGAUAUCUUCUUCUAUAUCUUAAGGGCCCUCGAUCAAUAUCUCUCGCCACUUUGUUACGGCGGUCAUGUGACUUGGUUGCCGGACAAAUAGACACUGCCUUUUUAAUUUUAGGUGUUACAACCUGGUUGAGUCCAUAUUAAUAUUAUAAAUUAUCGUAAAUUGCUGUGUGCAAAACGUUGCAUUGGGCAACCAUUCACAGCCAUUCUCUCAAAAAUAUUAAUAUUAAAAAAGUAGGACUUCACUGAGUGCAGUUUUGUUACACAGGGUCCGGGUAAUUUCAUCUGAGAGAGAAUACCCACAUUAACUUCUCAUUUUCUUCUCUAGAAGUAAUUGGGUUCUCGUACAUCCUACUUCACUUUAUUUCUCAAGGCAAACAGGUGACAAAGGCAAUGCUCUCUCAUUACGACAUGAGGCUGUAAAUUUCGUUGCAUAAUAUAUAAUUUCACCAAGGUACCUACCUGGUGCCCCUUGUACUGACAUAUGGGAGUUAAGCUUUGAUAAUUCCAGAGAUCAGCACUGCUAAAGUGAACUGAGUUUUUAAAGUUUUCAAUCUCAGCAAGGCUCUCACAGAAAAUGCAUAUUCUGGUCCUGCAUCCCCAUAGCUUAUUAAUGACAGUUCACGAACCAAGACUACAAGCCUCCCACCCACAAGCUGGUCAGUGCCUGGCUUGAAAACUUUGUAUGUUUCCAAAUUGCAUUACAUACAGCUUUUUGUAUAAUCAGUGCAAUUGAAGGUUUCAUUCAGUAAAAUAUAAAUUUAAUGAGGUUUCACCUUUAUUGCUGUAAAUGUUUCAGUUACCGUUUGAUCCUACCAUGAAGAAGAAAAAAAAGAAGAAGAAGACAGGCUUUGAUUUGGAUGCAGCUAUGGGAGAAGACAGUGGCUCGGCUGCUGAUGGACUGCCAACCGUGACACAGCCUCCAGCUGAGGAAGAGGAGGAGGAGGUACCUGAACCUCAGCAGUCACAGAAUCCUGAUGGUAAAAAAACCUUGCUAAAAUCAUGCCUUAAGCUUAUCGUGGGUUAAGUUUUAUUAGGAUGGGGCCAACGUAAAAAUAAAUAAAUUAAAAAAUGUCAACCAAAUUCAGUUUGUUCAUAAUUAUUGCUCUGUGUUUAUAAAUUAUCAGAUUUCUUUACACUGAUUCUUGGUUCAUUUAUCUUUAGAUUUUUCUAUGGAUUUUACCAGCAUGAAGAAGAAGAAGAAAAAGAAGAAGGCUUUUGAACUUGAUGAGUUAGAGGAGGAAUUGCCAGUAAGUUUGUAGGCUUAAUUAAAUUACUUUUUUUUUUUUUCAUUGGUGUUGAAGAUGUGACAUUAUUUGUUAAAGCUUUGUAAGUACUUCUUUGUGAUAAUUAAGUACUUCUUUGUGAUAAUCACCUGUGCUUCAUUUAAAAAAAAAAAUAAUUUCUCUUAAAUCACUUUAAAUAACCAUAAUUUUAUAGUUUUAUGAUUUUUUAAGAGAAAAAAAAUGUCAGAAACUAUUUUGAUAAACUGAUGUUAAUAAAGGAUGUUUGUUAUCUGUCAAAGAUUUGACAAUAAUUAUUUGAGGUUAACAUUUUAUAUCCAAAAACUGUCGACCGGCAUCCACAAAGAAAUAACGAAGAUACUAUCAGAUAGCCUGUUCAAAGUCAGAUGGUCAAAUUAUGUUAAAAAUUGAUUCAGGUGAUGACUUCGGAAGUUAAUUAGGUUUAGUUACAGGUAACGCAUAUGUUAUAUCAGCAAGCUAUAGGUGAAUUCCAUGGUAACGGAUGUAACUUUCAGAAAAAUUAUUUCAAUUGACAUUCUGUGUAAAUGAAAAAUGUCAUGAAGUGUGCGUAAUGUAACUAUACAUGGUUUUGGUUCUUACUUCUGUAGACAGAACAAAAGCAUUUAUAAAAAUCUAAUAGGCAUAGUAGUAAAAAUUAUACUUAUUAUAAAAAAAUAUUGUGUCAUAAUAUUUGGUCUGCAUAUUUUUUGUUGAUUUCCUCUCAAAUCUGCUUGAAUUGGAAUAAAAUUAUUAAGAAGAAUGCUGACUCAAUAUUCAAUUUAUCUUCUUCCAUCAUCAAAACGGCUCUAUUUUCACCAGUUAUUCCAGUAAAAAGACUGAUGUCACAAAAUUCCAAUUCAGUGUGGUUUUCGGCCAUCCUGUUGUGUCUGAGGAAUUUGCUUUGGCAUGCAUUUUGACCACUUGUCUAAUUUUUGCUUGACCUUCUGCUACAUCAUCUUUUGUUAUAAAGAGAAUAUUCACACAGGGACAGCUUAUUUGAAAAUUACUGUAUACUCUUCUGCAAGAUAAACUAUUGCACGAUGCUGUAGAAUUCUUCCCUGGGCAGCUCCUUUGACUGUUCCUCCGACUCUGGCAACUUGUCCGUCUCCACGGACAGUAAUAAAAAAAACUCCAGUCAAUAUAUUGCAGUUCUGGAUGAAGUUCUGUUGGUGCAAGUGUGCCAGACAACAUAUUCCUAUUUUUAAACUGAUUGCAAGCUCCAUCCGGGAAGACGUGCAAUGCUUUAAUUGUUUGACCUUCAUUUGCAUGUUUCAGUAUUGCUGCAUUGAAACAGUGGACACCAUAUUUAUCUUGAUCCACAUAAUCUCUGACCACAAUGUUUCCUGUGUUUGUCAUAAUUUCGUCUUCCAGCUUGUCCAUGAAGUUCUCAACAAAAGUCUGCUCAUGCUCAGAUAAAUAAAUUUAGUCACUUAGCUCUUCACCUAGACAUAAAACUAAAAAGUAGAUCAGAGCUCUUGUACCAAUCCUUAUAAGGGGAUGACAGGCGUAUAUUCUUGUGAAACAACACUUGCGCACUGUUUAAGGUGACUUCUGGAAGUAACAUUAGUGUGAAAUAUGGGUCUAUGAUUGUAAAGGCUUCUUGGGCCAGCCAUUUUCAUAAAGAAAGAUUGGCUAUGACUUGGCCAAUAUCAAUUACGCAACCAAUUUUAAUGGUAUAUAUAUUUUUUAAAAUCCUGAAGAAAACAACAGAGACUGAGACGAUACCAUCAACAGCAGUUGAGUCUCAGUUCAACGUAGAAGAUCUUGACUUCACAAAAAAAAAGAAGAAAAAGAAAAAGCCCCUCAACAUUGAUGGUGGAGGAGAAGAUGGACAAGAAGAUGGUAGGGAACUCUUCUUUUUCCUUUUCUGUGUUCAAUAAAUUGAACAUCAGUUACCUUAGAUUUUUACAGUUCUUUAACACUUGUUUUAAAAUUCAUGAGCUAAAGAGGCACGUGGUCUUAAUUAAAAUCAAUGGAUGGUUUUAUCUGCUUGUUUUUGGCAGUUAUAAUAAUUAUCUUCAAAGACGUAUGAAUGACUGCUAUGUCAAUAGGCUGUAUGUGUUGUAAUCAAAGACAUAUGAACAUCUGUUGUGUUAACAGGCUUUAUGUGUAUGUAUGCUCUCUUGAAACAUGUUGGUUUUUAAAAAUCCCUGUAUUUAUUUGAUAUUCUCAUUAAUUUAGUAGCUAUUCUAUUGGAUUAUAAAUGAGUGAUUUAUUUGUAGGUAUGGAACAACAGACAACCUAUGUUUGUUUAAAUGAGGUUUAGAGAAAUGAGACUAAAUUAAAAUUCCAACUUAUAUUAUGGGUAGAAGUAGGGAAUUAUAUAGUUUUAAGUUAAACAUUGAGCACUGGCAACUAGAUUCACCAAGUAGUGGCACUUCCACACUUGCCUGGCCAUAAAUAUUUUAAGUUAAAAAAAAUAUCCAUAAAUUAAGCAUUUGUACAAGUACAGUGAGCUUACUGAAACUGAAUGGACCUUUAAAUUAAAAACAAACUGUUGGCUUUUCCAGAGGAGCAGAUUGGUGACGAUGCUGGGAGCCACACUGCAUGGGUUGGUUCUGACAGAGACUAUACCUAUGAUGAGGUAAGCUAAAAGAAAGAAGUGCUUCAAUGGGAGUUCAAAGGGAUACUUUAAGCUUCAAAACGGAAUGUUGUUGUUUUGACCCAGCCAGAAUGCAUGGACUCAAAAGAUAUUUACAACUUUCCGAGUGGGGGGGAGGGGGGGGGGAAUUAAAAAGUAAUAAUACUUGUUAAAUGUAUAGCACUGCUUUUUGUACGCCAUAAUUCUAGCACAUUGCUGCCCCUUAUACCUGUACCCAUCGCUCUAUUUGUCUAGUUCAGGUCGCCAAGCAACUUAACUCUCGCACAAUAGGACUGCUUAAAUUUACUGCUAUUGAUUAAAUGGCUGUUCUUUUCUGAAGAAAUCCAAAAUUUCUGAAGUUUUCUUUAGUGGCAAGAUUUAUCAUUUUCAACUCGACUCAACUUAAAAAACAAGUAUCUGGGAAACCUUUUUAAGCCUUUACCCCAAAAUAUAUUUGUUGAAUCAGACGUCCCCUACCCUCCUUGAUUUGGAAGGAAGGAAGAAAAUCAAAGAUAAUUUAAAAUUGAUAUUGUUUUUGAAUCUAUUUAUAUGAAGAAUACUGGUAAUAAAUAUAAAAAAUAAAUUAAUAAACCCCAUAAGGAUUUGUUGGGGGAAAAAUGCACUUCAAAUUUUGGAGAAAUCAUGAUUUAUACACUAACAUCAUUAUUAGAAAAGAAAUUUGGAUUCUGUCUUCGGGGUUCAAUAGUUGAUUUCUUUGUUGUUUUUAUUUUUAAUGUGCUUUAGUGUGGAAAAACCUUGUUAAAAAAAAAAAAAAGAAAAUUGUAGUUUCAAAAGGAAGCAAAUUUUGAUGGCCUUUUAAUCUGCAAUUUUUGCAAGUCUAUGGAGAUCUUGAGCAUGAACAGUAGCAUUUAUGGGGGUGUGGGAGGGAGUGGGCCACACCGGGUGACACCAGAUAUGGGAGUUGAGCGGGCAGCACUGAGGGACACCAAAUGGAACAAAAAAAGGGAAUUUGACAAGGCUCGAUUUCAUAACAGGCCUAAUGCAAGAGCAGGUUGUCAUGGCACAUAGUGCCCAUAGUGCCACUGGAGCAGGGUUGACCAGAGCAUAGUUGAGCAUUAGAUAAAAUAGACGCUUUGACUAAAAUGACACAUUCAAGAUAAGACAUUCGCUUACACUAGCUGGUAUGACAUUUAGUAACCAACCACUACACGCCCAGGGCGUUUCUUAAUUUCACUGACCUGAUGGGGCUUUGGCAGAGGGAAGGAAAAUUGCAAAAGGGAAAACACUUUUAAUUUUAUGCAUGUCUAUUGAGCCCUAAUGACCACAAGAUUUUUAUUUUUUCCCGGUUCGCUGACCCCAGGCUUUCAUGAUGAAAAUGUCAAGCUUAAUCUAUUUAAGUUAAUGUAGAAAUAAAUAUUGAUGAUCCAAUGAUUUAAGCAAACUCUGAACCAGACAUACUGUCAGUACUGGUUUAUAUGGUGAACCAGACAUACAGUUAGUUCUGAUUUAUAUGGUGAACCAGACAUACAGUUAGUACUGGUUCAUAAGGUGAACCAUACAGUUAGUACUGGUUCAUAAGGUGAACCAUACAGUUAGUACUGGUUCAUAAGGUGUUGAUGCUGGUAGAGGUUGGGGGGGUGUCGAGGCUGACCAUUAGUUGAUGCUGUCAGAGGUUGGAGGGGUGUCAAGGCUGACCAUUAGUUGAUGCUGGCAGAGGUUGAGGGGGGUGUCAAGGCUGACCAUUAGUUGAUGCUGGCAGAGGUUGGGGGGUGUCGAGGCUGACCAUUAGUUGAUGCUGNGGGGUGUCGAGGCUGACCAUUAGUUGAUGCUGGCAGAGGUUGGGGGGGUGGGUGUCGAGGCUGACCAUUAGUUGAUGCUGGCAGAGGUUGGGGGGGGUGUCGAGGCUGACCAUGGUGCAUAAGGAGCUGAUGCUGGCAGGGGGGGCGGGGUGGGUGUGGAGGGUGACCAUGGUGAUGCCACUGAACUUGUAAAUAUUUAAUGUUCUUUUUUAUUUCCAAAUUGAAUAACUGAAACCAUAUUUUAUGUGAUUAUUCCAUUUCAUUCUAAAGCUGCGCACCCAUGUGUUUGAUAACCAUAUUUUAUCCUGUGACUGUUCCAUUUCAUUCUAAAGCUGCUCACCCGGGUCUUUGAUAUUAUGAGAGAGAAGAAUCCCGACAUGAUUGCCGGAGAGAAGAAAAAGUUUGUCAUGAGACCUCCGCAAGUCCUGAGGGUUGGAACCAGAAAGACAUCUUUUGCUAAUUUUGCAGACAUUUGUAGAUUGUAAGAAUAAAUGACAUUGUUCUUGUGAAGUACAUUGGAAUGUUGAAAUGAUUAGAUAAGAAUGGUGAAAGAUUUUUGUGGAAUUAGAUUAGAAUAUUAAUUGUUUAGAUUAAUGAUAAAGGAUGAGAUGAAAAUUUGCAUUAUUUUUUUCUUCUUUAAAGUUAGAUUCAGUUUUCAAUGUACAUUUAAGUUUUCUUACUUCUCUCUUUCUUACCAGCUUCUGAAAAUAUUUCAUUUCAAUAAGCAUGUGCUUUUUUUAUUUCUGCAGAUUACACAGACAACCAAAGCAUGUUCUAGCCUUUUUGUUAGCUGAGUUGGGUACAAGGUACGUCAGAUAUUUAAAAAAAAAUUUUUAAUACACUAUCUAUACAAUAGUUGCCAGUUUUUUAUUCUUGCCAAUCAAAGCAUUCAAAAGUCCCAGCUCAACUGCAAAAAAUUAUUGCUUGAGAAUAUAACUACUAUUUAUUUAGUUUACAACAGACGGCCAUUUUGUGUGUGUUUGUGUCAUUUUUGUUUCACAUAAAUAUUCUCUUUUGAACAUACCAUAGGCUAUUUUUUAAAAAUUUCCCAGCUUGUAGAAAUGCAAAGAAAAUUGCUUUCUGUUUUUUUUUUUUUUUUUUUUUUUUUUUUUUUUAUUUUUUUUUGUGUUUUGGGUUUUUUUGUUGAUUUUGCUAAUUAUAUCUGUGUUGUGCGUUUUCAGAUUUGUUUCCCUUGCUAAUAUAAACCAUUUCCUCAAUGUGUUUACAUUAUUAAUAUUGGGUAGGGGUGGGAGCUGCAGGCAAAGGAGGAUUUUGGGGGUGGGGGGGGGGAAGAACACCUGAUAUCCAAGUUUUUAAAUUACACAUCUAAACCCUCUGAUCCAAGAAUAAAUCAAAGCGUUUUCAUUUGAUCAAAAAUUUUCUCAUGUGAUCAACAAUGGGCAGAUAGGUUGGGGGGUUAAUGUUGUCAUCAUUAAAGUAUUGAUUUUUUUUUUUUUGUGGGGAUUUUUUUUGCAAUGUCAUUUAAUUUAUUAUUGUUUUGAAAAAUGCAUUUAAAAAAAUAAAUCUAAAUUCAGCAAUAACGUUAUUAAAUGACCAAUUCACUUGUUUUCUACAGUGGUUCUGUUGACGGAAAUAACCAGCUCAUAAUCAGAGGCAAAUACACACAAAAGCAAAUAGAAAAUGUGCUUAGGCGGUAUAUAAGUAAGUGCAUAAGUUCUAGUAACUUGACUUCCUUACUAGUAGCUCCAUUAAGUAAGUGCAUAAGUUCUAGUAACUUGACUUCCCAGUAGCAGCUCCAUGUUUUAUUGAUAUUUUACUUCUACUUUCAUUGUUUCCUAUUAUGUACUAUGGUAACCAGUAGCUAUAAAAAAACUCAAUGAUAACCGAUAGCUAUCAAAACCCGAUGGUAACCGGUAGCAAUCAAAGCUCAAUGAUAACUGUUGGCUAUCAAAACUCAUCCAGUACAAGCCUUUGUUGGCCUUAUCUUUAAACUGAGCCAAAAUGAGGAAAAAAAAUGAGGUCUGGUGGAGUCAGCUUGCCUGGGUGUACAGAGAGAGCAUUUGAGCUCUGACUAGGAUGUUUCUUGAGACUAAUGACAUGUUACCGAGAUGUUUCUUGAGACUAAUGACAUGUUACCGGGAUGUUUCUUGAGACAAAUGACAUGUUACUGGGGUGUUUCUUGAGACAAAUGACAUGUUACUGGGGUGUUUCUUGAGACAAAUGACAUCUUUAGUCUUUCAGUGAAAUGAUGGUGUUCAACAGUCUCAUUUCUUUUCUUUUUGCAGAGGAGUAUGUUACCUGUCAUACAUGUCGUUCCCGUGACACAUUGCUUCAGAAGGAUACUCGCCUCUUCUUCCUCCAGUGUGAGACCUGCGGCAGUAGAUGUUCCGUGGCCAGCAUCAAAACGGGUUUCCAGGCAGUCACAGGCAAAAGAGCUGCGAUUCGUGCAAAAACGGCUUAACAAAUUAUUUAGCAUGGGUUUGUUUUUAUGUAAAUUUGUAUGAAAGAUGAACAUUUGUCGAAUGCCGCCCUCUCUCUCUCUCUCAUCUGGUGCGUAAAUAAAUCAAAUAUUGUUGAGUGUUUUGAUGCCAUGAUUUACCCGAGUGCUACUUGCUCAUGGGGUGCUUGAGGUUUUUAGACUGACAUCUGUAUAUUUUGUUAUAUUUUUAUGAAUAUCUACAGACUGUGAAAGUAAGAAACGUCAGCUGCAAGGGAUGAAAGUGAAAGGUAAACAGAGAGAAGGAACAGCUGUAGCUUCAGCUUAAGAUGAGCUCAGGCUUGUGUAAUAGGCAAACAUAACAUUUUAAAAAUUGGGACAAGCCCCCUUGAAAAUGCCUGGCAGAUAAUUUUGUUUUUACGUUCCGCUCAUAAAUCAGAAAUUGUUGUAAAACUUAUUUUUUUAAAUUUAGGAAUAGCUUUGAAUUGUAGUACAGUAUUUUUUUCUCAUUUAGUCCUGUGCUGCAACCUUUUAAAACAUUGAUAAACAUUCAAGUCUUGAUAGUUCAAGACUUGUUGAAAUAUGUCUGUUCGGCUGUGCAGUAGUUGGAUGACAUUGUCACUGUUGCCCCUGGACGACAUUGACACUGUUGCCUCGACUAGAUAAUCAGGCAUUGUGUGUGACAUUUGUUUAAACAUGUUUCUUGCAGAUGAUAUGAAAUUGAAUACAUCUGGCUUAUUUGGAAGGGGGGGUGAAGUUUUAUUUGGAGAUGAGGUGGCAUGUUUUGAUGGCUACAUACAUCAUUUGUAUUUGAUGAAAUACAACAGCUAGAAAUUAAAACCUUAUUUAUUCAGUUUAUUUUUGUAUGGGCGGUUGUGUGUUACGUGAGGGUUAGACAGAUUAACAAUAGCCGGCCGAGUUGCGCCUUUGAGUGUUAUGUGUUGUCAACAAACAGUUCCUGAAAUUGUUACGACUGAUGCUCUCCCUUUGGAGAUGAGACAUGAUCAGUUAAGUGUAAAAAUUGACCUAGUUUUUUUGAAAUUAAAUCAACAGUUGUACAGUACAAACUCUUUUUAUUAUAAACAUGAUUUUUUUAAAAAGUAGAAAUAGUGAUCACAACUGUUUUCCCCCCAUACCUAAAAUUUGAGAAGAAAGUUUAACAAUUCUUGAUAUAAACCAAACAAUUGAGUUGAAACGACUUGGGAUGUAGUUUUGAGCUGGUGGUUAACAUUGGAAGUUGUUGGCGUGAGUGUCGGUUGCAUGAUCAUCCACUAUUAUUUGAACCACUUAAUACACACAUUUUGUCCAUGCCUGUGCCGACAUGUCCUAUCUGUUUGAUUGUACAGUGUUUUGUCCUAUUUUGUUUCAUUGUACCGGUAGAGUUUUGUCCUAUAUGUCUCAUUGUACCGGUGUAGAAUUUUGUCCUGUGUGUUUCAUAUCAUGGUUUAUCUAUUACAAUAAAAGUGAAAAAGUCUCUCCAUCCUAGUGCUUUACUUUCUGUAUCAUUAGUUUCUGUUUUUUUUUCCAGGUAAGAUGGUGUUUCAUUUUGUAUUCCAAAACUAAUUUAGUUAGUCC
Molecule: messenger RNA, 11006 nt
Organism: Lymnaea stagnalis (great pond snail)
Lineage: Eukaryota; Metazoa; Mollusca; Gastropoda; Lymnaeidae
Source: the annotation of a GenBank genome assembly